UCAUCGGUGCGGCUUCCGGAGCGCCUCUGAACCCCAGCGAGCGGAAAAUCGGAGACGAUGGAAUUUUAAACGCAGAGCCGGACAUGAGCUCAGGCAUAUAACUGUGCAGAGUGUCAGGCAGAGAGGAAGGUGUUGCUCUCAGCGUGAAAAAGUUAACUCCUUUGCACUGGAUGCGGAGAUGCGCAGAAAGUGAUUGAGAUCCUCAUCGCUUCUACAAACCUCAACGAGCAAUUGAAACGCCAUGAAAGACGACUUUGGAGACGAGGAGGAAGUACAGUCUUUUGGAUACAAGAGGUUCGGGAUCCAGGAGGGCACCCAAUGCACAAAGUGUAAGAAUGAAUGGGCAUUGAAGACCUCCAUAGCUCUGCUCUAUGUGCUGUGCACCCUACUCACUAUUGCUGUUGCUGUUCUUGGAUAUAAAGUGGUGCAAAGAGUCGACAGUGUGUCUGAAGGUAUUGCAAGCUAUGGCGGAAAGAUAAUUGCGGUCGAGACAGAUCUAAAAAAGCUUGAUGAUCAAACGGAAGAGAAGUCCGAGAACACCACCACAGAGAUUCAGGCUUUCAAGAGCAACAUCUGGGCCCUGCAGAGGCAGCUGUCUGCAGUGCAGGAACACGUCCACAGCGAUCAGGUCAAGCUGAAUCAAUUGCAGAGUAUUGGCUCAGAGAUUCAGAGCAGCCAGGGCACCGUUCGGGGGCGUCUCAGCAGCAACACAGCCGCCCUGCGUUCGGUAAAUGGCACGUUGCAGUCUUACGGCAACAUCAUUGAGAGUCUGCAGGAGGACACGGCCAGACUCCAGAGGGAGCUACAACAGCAAGUGAAACUGCAAAGCCAGGCGCUUCUCAGCAUCAGCAACCUGAACCUCACGCAGGCCCAGCAGAGAGGCCUCAUUGCAGCGCUGCAGCGGGUCGUUGAUGAAACCAGCCAAGCAAUUCACAAAAUGCGCAACGACUAUCAGAACCUGGAGCAGACGGCGCGUCAGACACGCUCUGACGUAGAUUGGCUUCGUGGAAAAAUGGAAAAUCUGCAGGUCGUAGCGAGCAAUGCCUCGACUCUGGCUAAAGCCAACAAUGACAGCCUGGAAGAUGUGGGGGCACAACUUGCUUUUAUGACCAGCCAGCUGCAGAACACCAGCAGGCUGGCUGAGGGUCAUGACCAGACGCUCAGGGAGAUCAUGGACCGACAGAGGGACUUCAGCAACCUCACAUCCUCAAAGUUUGACCGGGUAGAGAUGCAGGUGGAUGAGUUGGAGGAAAUUAUGGACCGUGUUACGGGCAACAUGAGCCACACCACGCAACUUCUGGGAGCCAUAAACUUGAACCUCAAUGACUUGCGCAGCUGCUCAGAAACCAUCGGCCGUCACUCAGAUGUCCUGCAGAACCUUAACGACAGCGUAUCAGACAUCAGGAUGGAUGCAUCCAGCCUGAGGUCACAACAGGAGGAGCUGGCAGCCCGCUUGGAUAAGGAGGUCACCAGUCUCUCUAUUGUCAUGGAGGAAAUGAAGCUGGUGGACACCAAGCACUCACAGCUGAUAACAAACUUCACUAUUUUACAGGGCCCGCCUGGUCCAAGAGGACCAAGAGGGGACAGAGGACCUCAAGGACCACCUGGUCAGACAGGAUCCAAGGGGGAGAGAGGUGAAAAAGGACCUCCAGGACUCAGAGGAGCUAGAGGAGAGCAGGGUUCACCGGGACCACCAGGUCUCCCAGGGUUAAAGGGCCUCCCGGGUGUACCUGGAAGUCCAGGACCGAAAGGUUCUCGAGGGUCAGGAGGCAGAGCUGGACCUCCAGGAGCUAAAGGAGAACCAGGACAGGCUGGUCUUCCUGGAAGAGAUGGCCAGACUGGUGUACCGGGACUGCAAGGACCACCGGGCAUCCGCGGACCAAUUGGACCAGCUGGGGAGCAAGGCCCAAGAGGUCUACCUGGACCAGUUGGGCCCCCAGGGCCUGUGGGACCACCAGGGCUGCCAGGAAUCCCCAUUCAAAGUCCAGCAAUGCCUUUUCCACCAGUGUCACAGCAGGACGAGGCAGUUCCUCGUGCACUGUCAGCCCCAGGUUGCCCUCUUGGUUGGGUGAACUACAAAAACAAGUGCUACUACUUUUCCAAAGACCUGGAGAGUUUUGAUGUUUCAAAAGCAAUCUGUGAAUCACAACUAGCAACAUUACUGAUCAUCGGUGACAAAGAAGAACAGAAAUGGUUGGAGGGGCAAAUAGUUGGAAAGGGCUUCUUCUGGAUUGGUCUGACAGACAGGGAAGAAGAGAAUGCGUGGCGCUGGUUGGAUGGAACGAUUCCUGUUUUCACGAAGUGGAAGCCCGGACAGCCUGACAAUUGGGGCCACAGCCAUGAGCUGGGGGAAGACUGUGUAGGUCUGAUCCACGAAGGUCUAUGGAACAAUUUCUUCUGUGAAGAUCUCAUUAGCUAUAUCUGUGAGAAAGAACUGGAAACCUCAAAAUCAUAGCAGUUAAAUAAAGGAGCACAGUGAGCAGCUCAGCUCCAUCCUUGCAGCACUGAUUGACUGAAGGGGCUUGUGGACAGUCUGGACAGAGCGCGGAAAGAGACGAUUUUGAAAGGAGUCCGGGGGCUGCAGUUUUCCUUGUGUCUUCAAAGGAGACUCGAGUGCAUCAUUACCAGCAAGUGCAAUACAGCAGGACAUCCAAAUGGAGGAGAAACUGUUAAAAAAAUAAUCAGCAACUGAUUUUUCUAUAUAAAACAUGUUAUAUACCUGUACUUGUACAACUAAACACCUGAAUGUUUGUUUCAUUAGCCAAGUUUUAUAGGGAAGUAUAAGGGCUAUAAAAGUGAAAAGGAUUGUAAUUUUGUAUAAUUCAGAGAUUACAACGUGCAAGAUAAGUAAAAAAAAGCACAUAGCAGACAUACUGUUUUCAAUGAAACAUGUAUCUAACCUCAUGAAUGUGUAUGUACUAUUUUCAUUUAAAUACAAAUAUAAUGAAGGUACAUGUAUAAGGAAAAUGCCACAAUCAAAUUAAUCGGUGCCUAAUUCAGUCAGGCAUUGAUUUCUUCUUUAAGGUCUCAUGUGCCGAUUGUGAAUCUGAGGACUGCAGCACAUAUGAGAGAAAAAAGCUGUAGGUUGUUUGCUGGAGCUAAUAGUUCUGAAUGUUAUAAGAAGUAAUUAUAAGAUUCUUUUUAUUUGGGCAUAAAAGCAUUUGUACCAAAUCUUUAUCUGGUUGUUAUUGAACUCAAAAAAGAGCAUCAUGGUAAAAUUGCAUCCCAAUAUAUUAGAAUGUGAUAUGCAAGUUUCACUUAUAGGGUUUAAAUAUGAAGGUCAUGCAGAUUCAUUGCAGAAGUGGUUUAUUUCAAGCAAUUCUUUAUAAUUAUUUUAAUAACUUAAAAAACAUUACACACAUGUAUUUGUCCCCUUCCUAGAGUUUUGAACUUAGUACUCAAGCCCAGCUGCUAUUGCACAAAAUACUACAUCAAUCCAGUGUGGCAUGGAGGUAAUCAUCCUGUGGUUUUGAUGAGGUGUAAUGAAAGCACAUGCAGCUUUGAUGGUUGCGUUGCUGGCUCUGGAGAAAGAGUCUUGUCACUUUUCUCCCUGACCCAUGUAAGGCAAUCCUGAUAUUUUUUCUGUUCUUCAAGAGUUACUUUGUUUCCUGGAUGUCUGGAUCUGGUGGUUUUUGAAGCAUUAACUCCAGCCUUAGUCCACGUCCCAGAAAUCUGACUCAAACAGGUUUUAAACUUUGCUUUAGAAUCCUCUGUAAGCUGUAGUUAACCUUGUUGCUUGCUCAACUCUACCAGUUUUUCCUUUCACUCAGCUUUCCAGUAAUAUAAUGGAAUACAAUACUUUCCUUCCUUCUCAGUCUAGAUCCAAAGGAUUUCUACUAUUUGCAGGACAGUUAUCAAGUCAGCAGUUUUCUGAAUGACUAUAUAUCAGGACUUCAUAAAAUAUUUCAGUUAAAAUCCUUUUUAUUAUCAGUAAACCAAAAGUAUAAAUUUAACUAAAUUAAUUGCCUGAAACAUAAUCCACUCUCUGUAAUGAAUCUAUAUUUUAAAGUAUCAAGUUCUGUAUUUUAUGACUGAAAUAAAUAUAAUGGCAUUUGAAUUUACUGAAAUGUGCCUGUACAUGUUGAAUGAUGCAUUUAAAGACCAAAAAAGGUUUAAAUGCUAUUACUGAAUGGGGGAGAAAUACCUAUUUUUAAAUAAUUGCUCUGCCAAACAAAAAAUAGAGAAUAAAGGACAAACUGGCUGAUCCUAAUCUCAAGCCAGUUGAUUGGUGGAUCUCUCGGACUGUCAGUGUCAAUAAAACACAGAUGUUGAGCCUU
Molecule: messenger RNA, 4277 nt
Organism: Poeciliopsis prolifica (blackstripe livebearer)
Lineage: Eukaryota; Metazoa; Chordata; Actinopteri; Cyprinodontiformes; Poeciliidae
Product: collectin-12-like
Exons: 10
Coding region: 242-2455 (737 amino acids)
Molecular function (GO): low-density lipoprotein particle binding; pattern recognition receptor activity
Source: RefSeq, a predicted model, not a curated record